GGCUUCUUGAAUUUCAGAGGGGGUGACGUCAGGUUCUAUACCUUUUAGCACAACUUGCAGUCCCUUGCUGCUUUUUAGUUGAUAGGUGUAAAAGUUCUUUUUUGUGUCUUCCAGGUACUUAGACACAGCUCGGAAGUGUUCUUCAGACUUCGUUUGAACCUUUGUUUCGUGAAUGUUCCCUUUAAUAAGCGGAACAACAUGGAAAUUCUCGUCCCCGACCAGCGCAACAAUUUUGUUGACCAGGGCGCUUGAACUUUUUUCCCUUACGUAAAUAGGGGGGGGCUUAGGUUUCCUUUGGGUCUCCUGCCCCAACUCUGGUUGAUUGUUGUCCGUCUCUGCUAAGAUGGAGAAUCGGUUUUCAUUGGAGCUCCUCGUUUGAUCGGUGCUUUUGUUGGUUCGAUUGAUCUUGGGUUUAUUGCCAACCGUGUUGGGUGGACUAAGCUUGCGCUUAAUCUGGAUGUAGCGGUCCAUGCCGGUCUGUAUAGCCGGGACCGCUUGUCGCUUAUCGAGGCUAGCUGUUUUUGUUGCCAUUUUAUUUUGUUGUGCGGCCGUUGGGACCGAACUCGCAGUAUUGGUAGUUGGUUUAAUUAUUGGUGGUGAGUUUGCUGCAGAAAUUUUAGCACUGCUUGUUGUUGGAGCUUCAUUCAGCGAAGCCGGCGGUGAUGGGGUUUGGCAUUGGUAACUCCAUGAUGCGGGAGUUGGGGUGAGCAGAGAGGGUGAGCAAGAGCUGGCUCUCUUGCUGUCGACGGUCAGUAGAGUCGAGUUGCUCUUUGUCGCCUUCUGAUGUUGAUCUAUAUCUCUAGUUGAGAAAUAGGAGUAGCAAGCAUUUCUUGGGUUGACGGAGCUUCUACGCUCAUUCUUUUGAUCGCUGCUCAUUUUUUCGAGCUUGUUGUGCGUGGCACUUAUUUGUUUAAAUUAAAUUAAAUCAAAUUUUGAAUUUAAUUUUGAAAUUACGCGCCCAACGUUCGCACCUCAGCACUGGUCUUACAGUUGAUGUGGCAACGCCACUCGCUCAUGAUCGCCCUCCGAGAUAAGUUGGCAGCGCUGUCAGCUGUUUUAUCAGCUGCAAAAAUUGCAAACUUAUAUAUUUUGCUAACCACCUGCACACGCGGUCAUUCAGCACGCCUAGGUUACGCGCAGAACUAUGGCACAAGUCCACCGUUUGUUUUUGCAGAUUUGCCGCUAACACUGUUCAGCACAACCACGUUAACACAAGAUUUUCGCGCAGCGCUAUCGAAAGACGUCCGCUUCCACGAAUGUGUAGACUUAUCUUAUCAAAAAUUAAUUUUUUUUUUAUAACCAAUAUAUGUUUGGCGAUGAAAAUUUCAGCAACAACAGUGGAAUAAUUCCCAAAUGUUUUGAUCACAUAUUUGAAACAAUAUCAAUGGCAACAAAUGUCAGAUAUUUGGUAUUAGUAACGUAUUUGGAAAUUUACAACGAAUGUAUUCGAGACUUACUUAAUAAACAUGAAAAUACGAGUUUGAUAAAUCAUUCCCUUAAAGAAAUACCAGGUAUUGGUGUUUCAGUUCCAACGCUUACUACACAACCUGUCGUCAAUGCAAACCAAUGUUACGAUUGGCUACAUUUUGGAAAUAAAAAUCGUGUUACUGCAUCUACAUUAAUGAAUAAGCAUAGCUCACGAUCCCACACUAUAUUUACUAUCACUUUGGAACAAUCUCAAUUUUUUAAUAGUAUGGCAUCGGAGGAUGAAUUUGGAGGAAUGCGUAGAGGGAAACUUAGCUUAGUAGACCUAGCAGGAUCCGAGAGGCAGCAUAAGACUGGUGCUCAAGGAGACCGACUUAAGGAAGCGUCUAAAAUAAACUUAUCACUUUCUGCAUUAGGAAAUGUUAUUUCAUCUUUGGUUGAUAGUAAAGCAAAGCAUGUACCGUUUAGAGAUUCAAAACUCACACGCCUGCUCCAGGAUUCCUUGGGAGGGAAUACAAAAACUCUUAUGAUAUCUUGUAUAUCACCAAUAGACAUAAAUUAUAAUGAAACCAUAUCUACCCUUCGGUAUGCAAGUAGAGCAAAGAAUAUUUCAAAUAAACCUACAAUUAAUGAAGAUCCAAAGGAUGCAAGACUUCGGCAGUACCAAAAUGAAAUACUAUAUUUGAAAAGAAUGCUUGAAGAGAGUCAACAAACCCAUUAUAAAAAUAGUGAUACAAUUAAAAAAAAUGAAUCACCACUAAAAAUUCUACAAUCUACAAAUUUGAAUUCAACAAAAAAUGUUCAAAUAAUCGAAUCCGGCCAAGAUUGUAGCGUAUUCUUUAAAACAAAUUACUCAACAUCAACAAAACCACACUUCCCCUCUAUUCAAUCGAAAGAAGAGAUACAACUGCAAGCACGUAGUCGCAUCGAUCUAAUAAAGCGUACAUUAAUUGGCGGUGAACGUAUAGAUGAUUUUAAGCUUAAGGAACAGCACAAUGCCCGAAAAUAUGCAGCCCAACGCCACUUGAGUGCAAUAGCUAUUGCCUUAAGUAGAGUCAAAUGUGAAGAUCGCGACCUUUUGCAAGGGCAUUAUGCCACUGUUACACAAGAAAUUAAUAUAAAAAAUGAGUAUAUUAAAAAAUGCAAAGAAAAAAUUAAAAUGCUUGAAAUGGAAGUUUCCGAUUUAAAUUCAGAGUUCCAGCUUGAUAGAGAGGAUUAUUUGGAGGAAAUUCGCAAUCUUGGACGUCAAGUAAAGUUUCACCAACAACUUCUUUAUAAAUUUCCUUCAAAUCUCCGAAAAUUUGACCUGAAUUGGACUCCAGAUACUAUUUUGCUAAAUUCUUCAUGGAAUGAUGAUCUUAAAAUGUGGAUAAUCCCAAAGUCCGAUUCAAUAAAACUACCUCCGGCUACACAAAAAACAGGAAAUCACUGUAUCCAUACUUCAGUGACCAAUAGUAAUAAAUGUAUUCAUGUAAAUCAGCACGGCAACCAAAAUGAAAUUGUAGUUGGAGAAAAAGAGGAAACCUCAAACAUGUCUAAGGAAAAAUACAACACAAAUGUACAAAAGAAUUACUUUCAUACAAGCCGUCAUAAAAAUAGAAAUUUUGGAGACUUCAGAAACUCAUUACAUCUGUUGAAGUAAAUAAUACAACAGGCAGUGAAUAGAAGUCGCAUCUAUUUAAUUAGAGGCUUUAUUUAUGUUAUAAUUUUGUCGCAAUAAGACAACACACAAAUUCUGUAACACAAUGCAUGAGGGCUUAUACAGUGCCGCUCAACUAAAUAGAUCUGAAAAACCUA
Molecule: messenger RNA, 3222 nt
Organism: Drosophila santomea
Lineage: Eukaryota; Metazoa; Arthropoda; Insecta; Diptera; Drosophilidae
Gene: Kif3C
Product: kinesin-like protein KIF17
Exons: 5
Coding region: 1307-3067 (586 amino acids)
Biological process (GO): microtubule-based movement
Molecular function (GO): microtubule motor activity; microtubule binding; ATP binding
Source: RefSeq, a predicted model, not a curated record